Messenger RNA from Pichia membranifaciens NRRL Y-2026, 1068 nucleotides. RefSeq lists its product as hypothetical. The record is from RefSeq and is a predicted model, not a curated record. Gene Ontology annotation, molecular function: calcium ion binding. Lineage: Eukaryota; Fungi; Ascomycota; Pichiomycetes; Pichiales; Pichiaceae. The transcript has a single exon. Gene Ontology annotation, biological process: endoplasmic reticulum calcium ion homeostasis. The coding region runs from base 1 to 1068 and encodes 355 amino acids. Gene Ontology annotation, cellular component: endoplasmic reticulum.
AUGGCCUACCCGCAGGACAUCACGCCAGAGGAGUUCAGCAAGCUGCCUCUCCUCGAGAGACUCACGACAUACAACUGGAAAAUCGAGAUCUUCGCCUUGGGCGUCGUCCUCGCGUACUUCGUGCUGUUCAAGCUCGGGUCCGGGUACAACAACAAGAUCGCCUCGAAGUUCAUCGACUCGGUCGUGCCGGCGCUCAGAGAGAACUUCUUCCAGGUGGGUGUCACGAGCCAGCAGCUCUACGCCCAGGACGACGGCCAGCACUACUCGCUCUACGCCUCGGGCAGACUGAGAGUGCAGUCCGUCUUGGCGAAGAUCGAGUUGCAGUCCAGACAGAACCUCUUCAUGUGGGCCAUGGAGCUCGUGAUGUCCUUCUUCCUCGACUCCGUGCCUCCUCCGCAGGACCUCGUGACCGUCGAGUUCACGUUCGACGAGGAGGCCAGCGAGAAGUUCGACAACUUCGUCUGGGCCGUCGUCACCAAGGACAAGAUGAACACCUUCCGCUCAGAGAACUACUUCCUCUCCUUGACCAAGACGUCCGAGUCCCCCAAGUUGCCGCUCCAGUUCGUCUUCAUGAACGAGGUCUCGGACAUGAACGACGUGCUCUACACCAAGAAGCUCGCCGACCUGUUGCAGGCCAACGUCUCCACCCUCAAGUUCCUCGCCAUCACCGACCAGCCCGUCGAAAAGCCCGUCAAGAUCGCCGAGUUGAAGCCGUACAAGAGACUCAUCCUUCAGUUCGCAUUGAGCAACUCCGACUCCAACAUUGAGGCCAGCAAAAACCUCUUCAACUACGUUCUCAACGACUACUUGGACCUCGUCGUCAACCGGGCCACCUUCAGACCAGAGCUCACCAGAAAGGUCAAGAAGACCAGAGAGAACGAGUACAACAAGCUCAAGAAGAUCUUGGACGACCUCAAGAGAGAGGAGCUCAACACCAAGAAGAUCGAGGAGCAGAAGAAGCUUAAGGCCUCCAUGACUCCAGAGGAGCAGCAGAAGUUCUCUAAGAAGCAGCAAGAGCGGAAGCAGAGAAAGCAGCUCAACAGACAGAAGGUCAGAGGCUCUAUGUAG